This is a messenger RNA of Candoia aspera, 1392 nucleotides long. Its product is annotated as protein FAM47E-like. The transcript has 9 exons. Gene Ontology annotation, cellular component: chromatin. Gene Ontology annotation, biological process: protein localization to chromatin; transcription initiation-coupled chromatin remodeling. Lineage: Eukaryota; Metazoa; Chordata; Lepidosauria; Squamata; Candoiidae. The record is from RefSeq and is a predicted model, not a curated record. Bases 1 to 1392 code for a protein of 463 amino acids.
AUGGAGGAGCACAGUGCUGCCCUUUGCCUAUGGGGUAACUGCCUCCCCUGCCUUCACCACGUAUGCCCUGACAAUCCUAGUCUUUCCAGCAAUGCACUGUUGCACUGUUUCAUCAUUUUCCAGUCACCUGAAGUAGAAGGAUUUUACCCCAUUUCCAAAACAGCCCAUAGGUAUAAGGAAAAAUUACCUUCCAAGUGCUUUCAAGAACGAGUCAGUAACAAAGAGAGAUUCUCCGAUGCUCUCAACAGCCAGCGAUGGAGAUUUUUGAAAAGUGGCCUGGAUGAUUUCAGAAAUGGGUGCCCUCCACCUUCCGACAACAUAAUAAUUCAAGGCACAAAAGGGCCUAUCCCAAUAAUCCUACAUUAUAAGAAAACCGAUGCUUCACAGAUGGUACCUUACAAAUCCAGAGACUUGCUGAGUAAAAGCAACGUUGUUUACUCCAAACUCACUACAACUCAGAAAGCCAAGAAGGACUACAUUGCCCAGACUGAGCACUGCCUGAUGCAACACCCACUGGCACUUUAUCCUCAUCUGGAAGAGAGCGUGCCUCCAGAGCUUUUCCAUGAUGUUGUGAAGCUCCUGGAUCCUGAGAUGCAUCUGACGAGAACAUCCCUUAAUUAUAGCAAAGAUGAUGUGACCAUUCCUUCCCCUGCUCAGCAUCAUCUGAAGUAUGACAUGAACCCAAAUAGAAGCUACAGCUCCACCCUUCCCUGGAUGCGCAAAAGCAAGAACCCGUACACCUGGUUUAGCGAAAAAGAGGUGGCCAAGAGAAAACAAGCAGCCCAGAUAGCUUACAUUCCUCCCCUGGAUAAGAAUGUCAAGCGUGUAACAAAGGAGUUUUGUGAAUGGGUCAACGCAAUGGGAGGUGAAAAGUAUAACAUCGACGAAGGCACCAUCAUGAAGUUGUUUGACACGAGUUACGAAACUGAUAUCAAGACAGCAGCACCCAUUAAAAUAGUGGAGCUCUAUCAAAUACCAGCAGAGCUAAGACAAUACCUGGGGAAGGUCCCAGCCCGGAAGAGAGUUAGGAGUUCCACAAAGCUAACACCUUCUGAGCCCAAAUGGGAAAAGAUUAAAUACGGAGCCUGGUACCUCCCUCCCAAGAAAUGGAAAAAGAGACGAGUAACUGAAAAGGAAGAAAUUCCUGAAUGUCUGAAAGUCUUUCUGAACGUCAGGAAGAAGAUUGCCCAAAAGGGCAAGGGAGUACAGGAACCACCACUUCAUGGAACGUACGCCUUUGAACGAUUCCUUGAAAUGAAAGGCUACAGGAAGCCUGAGUUUCUUCUGCAGAUGUUGGCUGCAAGUCGUUCUGACAAGGUAGCAGAAGACAGUGAAUAUUUAUCCAGGAAGGUCCUUGAAAGCUUUAAAGUACCCUCUUCCUCAAUCAUUUAA